AUGGCUGGCGGAGUUAUCCAAAACAGAUGUGAACGGAGGGUUCUCACGCCUCGUCAGAAGUACGCAAUGUAUGUGUGGACGGACGGCUUUGACAGGGACGUUAGCGGAUGUGGUCUGACUGAGUUCCUCGCCUGGGACUCCCGAGGCCCGUGUUUCACGCACACAUGGAACACGGCAGAGAAACGCGCCUGGAAUACAUGCAACCUCCCGGGGCGGGAAGUAUCCGCCAUCUUUGUAAGCGACGUCCACCAGAACUUAAAGCGAGCCAAGGACACCGCGGACUGCUCCAGUGCCGACAUUAAUACUGUCAGACAAAUGUUGUCUGAGGGGCACAGUCAGGUCCCAAACCUGAAGAUCUACGGUUUAUACGCCACAAGCGAUCUGCCUGUGUCCGAGAGGAAUCUUGUCCAGUACAUCGUCCACUACAACGACAACUGUGCCAGUAAUCCAAAUGAGCGUUUCGAUGGCGUUGCUGUGAAUAACGAAGCUUACGCCGGAAUCAAGUGUAACUCUGAUGCCGAGAGAACACAAUACCUUGAUGCCCUGGCCGAGAUCGCGGUGGAGGCGGAAAAGCAGACAAACGGUCAUCUGCUUACGCACUACUCCAUGGGCUGGCAUUGGGGCAUAUGCGACGGCGCGCCCAGUGCCAUCACGUGGCGGGGAAAUACAUAUAACGCCAAUCACCAUAUGAUUGAUAUAUUCAACAGUACAGAUGUUCAGGUGGGCUACAUCAUCCACCCGCGGAUAUCUGACCGGAUGCGCAGCGGAGGCUAUGACCAUGCCAUGGCGGCCGGCAAAUCCAUAUUUACUACUGUCUAUACCAACCCGACGUCCCUGUGUCAGACCACUUUCUUUCCUAACGGCACGUGUUUCAUCCAAGGGCACAGCGAGGCUGCGAUGUUUGAGAGGUUUGACGAGUUCUCCAUUAACAACAUUACGCAUGCGCGACCAUGCAUCCAUUACUUCCGUGGAAUAUAUUCCACCGGGGUUCACGCUGACUGGCCUUCGCUUUACUCGGGCUAAUCUCCGAUUAUCGGCUGAAUCAACGUCGAGAUGCCAG
Molecule: messenger RNA, 1060 nt
Organism: Mya arenaria
Lineage: Eukaryota; Metazoa; Mollusca; Bivalvia; Myida; Myidae
Exons: 6
Coding region: 1-1023 (340 amino acids)
Source: RefSeq, a predicted model, not a curated record